GAGCAUAUAUUAGGGUUUUCUUUUCUUUCAUCGUCUCUUUACGUGGAUAGGCGGAUAGUUUCUUCUUUCUUCACGCGGCCUCUCCUUCGCCAUCACUCACGCGAAUCUCAGCCAUGGCCGCCGCCGAAGCAUUGGACGCGGAGAUGCAGCAGGCACUCACCAAUGAGGUCAAGCUCUUCAACCGUUGGAGCUUUGAUGACGUUUCGGUCACAGACAUCAGUCUUGUUGACUACAUCGGGGUUCAGCCGGCAAAACAUGCAACCUACGUGCCUCACACUGCCGGAAGAUACUCUGUGAAGAGGUUCAGGAAGGCUCAGUGCCCAAUUGUGGAGAGGCUGACAAACUCUCUUAUGAUGCACGGUAGAAACAAUGGUAAAAAAUUGAUGGCCGUGAGGAUUGUCAAGCAUGCCAUGGAGAUCAUCCAUCUCUUAACUGACUUGAACCCAAUUCAAGUUAUCGUUGAUGCCAUCGUGAACAGUGGGCCCCGUGAGGAUGCCACCAGGAUUGGUUCUGCCGGUGUGGUCAGGAGGCAGGCCGUCGAUAUAUCUCCUCUUAGACGUGUAAACCAGGCUAUCUACUUGCUCACGACUGGUGCACGUGAAGCUGCGUUCAGAAACAUCAAAACCAUUGCAGAGUGCCUCGCUGAUGAGCUGAUCAACGCAGCGAAAGGCUCCUCCAACAGCUACGCCAUCAAGAAGAAGGACGAGAUUGAGAGAGUUGCCAAGGCCAACCGUUGAAGAACCUCCCUUUUGCCCUGCAUUACAUAUCUUCAAAGAGUGUUUUGUUUUGCAAUUUUUUUUUUCAAUUACAAGCAUGGGAUGAUGUUUCAGAUGUUUUGUUCAAUUGGCAAGAACUUAAUUUCAUAUAAACUUCUUUAGUAGAUAGAUAAAUUUUGAGACGCCUUUAGCAA
Molecule: messenger RNA, 910 nt
Organism: Tarenaya hassleriana
Lineage: Eukaryota; Viridiplantae; Streptophyta; Magnoliopsida; Brassicales; Cleomaceae
Product: 40S ribosomal protein S5-1
Exons: 5
Coding region: 114-737 (207 amino acids)
Biological process (GO): translation; ribosomal small subunit assembly
Cellular component (GO): ribosome; cytosolic small ribosomal subunit
Molecular function (GO): structural constituent of ribosome; rRNA binding; mRNA binding
Source: RefSeq, a predicted model, not a curated record